This is a messenger RNA of Sinocyclocheilus anshuiensis, 1877 nucleotides long. RefSeq names its product dual specificity testis-specific protein kinase 2-like. Bases 276 to 1271 code for a protein of 331 amino acids. The transcript has 11 exons. Lineage: Eukaryota; Metazoa; Chordata; Actinopteri; Cypriniformes; Cyprinidae. The record is from RefSeq and is a predicted model, not a curated record. Gene Ontology annotation, biological process: actin cytoskeleton organization; protein phosphorylation. Gene Ontology annotation, cellular component: nucleus; cytoplasm. Gene Ontology annotation, molecular function: protein serine/threonine kinase activity; ATP binding.
AGAACGCAGUAGCGCGCGGAGCCAGUCUGCGACGGAAGCCUUCACAGCGCUGUGGAUUCAUACUUUGGAUAUACCUGCAACAUCUAAGGCACAUUUUCGAAGAAAGCUGCCAGAAAGAAUUUUGAGGGAAGCAGGUGGAUUUAAGUACAGAUGAGAUCUAGCUUUACAAAAAAAAAAAAACAGGGUGGAGAUAAGAAAACAAAUGCUGCCUAGUCAGUCAACACUUCAUUUUAAUUAGGAGGCAGUCACAGGAAACUGACCAUCACCACCUCCUCAUGAUGCACAUGAACAGCUUGUUGAACCGAUGGAAUGAGAUCUCCGAGAUGUGUGAGGUAGAAGACACUCCAGAACCAGUCAGUCCCACGCUGCUCAAUGAGUCCACAGACACCUACUGCCAGACCGACUGCUGGCACCGACUCCGGACCACCGUCCGCAAGCUAGAGUUCUGGGAAGACUUCAGCGCAGAGCUUGUUGGAACCGGCUUCUUCUCCAAGGUCUACAAGGUGAUGCACGGCACCACGAAGAAGGUGAUGGUGGUGAAGAUCUAUAAGAAUGAUGUGGAUCAGAACAGCAUCGUGAGGGAGAUCAGUCUACUUCAGAAACUCUCCCACCCCAACAUAGUGAGGUACCUGGGGAUCUGUGUCAAGGAGAACAAGCUGUACCCAAUUCUUGAGUAUGUGAGCGGAGGCUGUCUGGAGGAGCUGCUGGCCAGGCAUGACGUCAACCUCUGCUGGAGAGAGAAGAUCGAACUGGGCUGUGAUAUCAGCCGAGGAAUGACCUAUCUCCACUACAAGAACAUCUACCACAGAGAUCUCAACUCUAAGAACUGCCUGAUCCGCGUGACCUCACGUGGCAGAGAGGCCGUGGUCACAGACUUCGGGUUGGCCAGAGAAGUGGGGGAUCUGCCUGCAAAUGACCCUGACAGGAAGUUGUCUCUGGUGGGGUCGGCCUUCUGGAUGGCGCCUGAAAUGCUUAGAGGAGAGCCGUACGACCGCAAGGUGGAUGUCUUCUCUUUUGGGAUCAUGUUGUGUGAGAUCUUAGCAAGAAUCCCUGCCGACCCAGAAGUGCUGCCCAGGACAAAGGACUAUGGGCUGGAUGUGGAAUCGUUCAGAGAGCUGGUGCAGGGCUGCCCAGAGCGGGUUCUGGAACUCUCUGCCAGCUGUUGUCAGAUGGAUGCAUUCCGAAGACCUUCCUUCUCUGAGCUCCUGGAUGAGCUGGAGGACAUCGCUGAGACCCUAGAGCCACCAGACAACAACCUAACCACAGGGUGAUCUCACAAAUCCAUCCUAACAAAGCCCUGGACUGAAGGAUUUAAGGGACUGCGCUACAUAAGAGUCUGCAGCAGUGGACCGUGACUGGCACUCUGUUCUCCCAAGAGCAGAAUAUACAAGGGAAUAUCUGGUAAUUGAGGACAAAACCACUCAACUGAAUGUUUGCUCAAUAACCAGUUCUGGACGCCCUCCAUGCAGCGUGUGACCCUGAAUGAUUGCAAGAGUCCAUUUGAGAAGCUGAAUUUUACCUUCUCUAUUUUUUAUUUAAUAUAGAUGAAAGUAAUAUGAUUGUUUAGGGACCAACUUGUCAGCUGAUUUUUUUAAAAGACCAAAUUCUCUACGGACCAUUCCUGUUUUAAAUAAGUUUCAGGAAAAUAUGAGUUCACUUUUUUUUGUAUAGGAAAUGAGUUUAAAAUUAAUAUACAGCAGAGGUUGCACAAGCCUGGAACAAACCAGACCAGAGAAACUAAUUUGUCCUAUAUUUGAUUUUACCUCUUAGAUUUUUGUUUAUUAAAACUUGCAUAUUCUGUCAAAAUAAUUGCACACUUUGCUUAUUUGACACACACUGUUAAUGUCUCCUAUUUAUGCCUUGUUGUACUUGCCAUG